AUUCUCUGUUUAGUGCUACAAAGGAUUUCCUUGAUAAAAUGACUUAUGUGAACCACCUUGUAGACUUUAAAAAAGUCAUCAUUCUUAUAGAUGAUGAAAUAAGGUCGUCAACAAACGGACUGACAUUAGAUGAAGGUCGAUUACCGAAUACUCACAUCGCAAAUUAUUGUCGAAAAAUGGAUUUACUUAUAUGAAAAUAGCUGAAUGAUGAAUAAUGUCAAGAUAUGGACAGGCUUCUAUAAAGUAGCUGACCACAUAAUGUUAAAAAAUGUUUGUGUGUGUGUGUGGGAGGGACACAUAAGAAGGGAGCUAAUCAAGGAAAUAGAAGCGACUAGUCUCAGUUUCUCCUCCUUUCCCCCUCCUCCUCCUCUCCCUCCGACUGAUAGCAGCUGGCUCAAGGUCAGAUCGCUUACACCACUACUACCAUCACGGACAGUAAGAUACGAACCGACAGGGCCAUCAGGAAACAGAAACCCAGCCAAUCUACUCACCUCCCUCUCCCACCAAAGUCCCUCCCUCUUCCAAUAGCCUACGUCACAUCACUGAUAAUUGCGGCAAGGCUCGCACGCCGGGCGGCUAUAACGGCAUUUUUUUAAUUUUAUACCCAGGGUUGGGAGGUAGGUAGUGGGGGUGAGUGGGUAGGAGGGGCGGCCAACGCCGCCUGCACAGUCGAUGCACACCUGCGGGUGCCAGCUUUCGCUCUGUCGGUGGGACAGAGACUUUACCUGUGCGGAGGAAGCCUGCUGUGUCUAUCCAUCGAAAUGUGUUUCCUUCCCUCCAUCACAGAUAUCGCACCUCCGCGGGCUUCCACCACCUUUGGAGCGUAGCGACGAGGAAACAUCAUUAUCAUCGAUAAGGUGCGAGGAUUACUUUUAAUUAAUUUUUUUAAAAGCAGCAGUUUGUGGAGUGGAGGCGCCUGGGCUGUGUGGGUGUGACAGAUGGAUGGCCACCGAGCGGGAUGCGAGUCUGCAGCAGAAUAACGGACACAGACGUCAGAUAGAGUCUUAACGAGGGCAUCGCCUGUUUAUGACCUGCGCACCGCCGAGUGUUCCUGAGCCUCGGACAUUUUUCUCUCAUCACAAACCGACCUGCUCCUGUGAACGCGGACAGACAACGUCAUCCUCAACACAACGCCUGACAGGUGUGACAAGUGACAUCUCGGUGACACUCGAGGCUGUGACCGCGCGUGAUCUUUAGGAACUGACACUAACUGCACGUGACCCUGUGUCGUCUUCCAUUCUUGCCACAUCACUUCCGCUCAGUCUCCCUAAACGACAGGAGGAGAAUGGAGAGUAGCCCUCCCCUACCCUAGAUCCAACAGACAUCUUUCCUUGCUACGUCAGAGAGAAAACUUUUAAAACUUAAUAAGUGCAGCUGCCCGAAACAUUUUCGUUUCCAUGUAAGUAAACUACAAACAAACAAAAUGAUGGAACGACAUUUUGAGGGUGUUUGAUUCGUGACCAAUGAUUACUGGCUUAAUCAAUUGUGGGAUUCAAACCUCUUCAAAACGAACUGGGAUGGCACCGGAAAGCAACGGCCGGAUGAGCGGCUUGAAGUCAGUUCACUGACCUGGAACACGGCCAAGAAGGAAUCUCUGGUUAAUGCGCAUUGCAAGUCCAAACUUCUCUGGAAGCGACUGCACCUGAAAGUAGUUAAAGUGUUAUGAAAAGCGUGAAAUUCAGGAACUAGCCCCUGUAGGUAUCACAGCUUAAUAGUUGGAACUAACAACAGUUGGCUGUACGGAAAUCUACGUGAUCAAGACGUAAAAACCCCGUGAUCAAGAGGCACGUCAUUUUCACGUAAAAGUCACGCCAUCAGGACGUAAAAGCUACGCAAUAGUGACGUAGAUUUGGUUCACUGCAGUCAAGGGCAACGAAAAAAUAUGCUUGCCGGCAUGGAUGGCGGCAUGAGUGCAUACUUGACGGGUGGGGUCCACCCUCACCAUUACUCAAGCCCAUUGGAUGCUGGCAGCUCCAUGGUCACGUGCGGAGGAGGACAAGUCCCUUCCUCCCCCAUUCAUCUGGCGCAACCACACCAUCACCACCAUCACCCCCAACACCAGCACCAGCAGCAUGCUUCCAGCCUGCUUUCUGGUAGUGGGGCCGGGGCUGGUGGCCUGGCUGGCUACUCCACGUCCAUGCGACACGUAUCCAACUACGACACCGGCUACAGUACCUACGGUUCCGACGACGGCACGCAGCUGUACCCCAGGUUCCCACCCUACGACCGCCUGGACGUCAGGCCCAUCGCCUCCCCUGCUUCGCUGCGUCCCCACCCUCAGGCCAGCCAUCUGCCUGCUGACUACUUCCGGUCGGGCGCGCCCCUGGCCAUGACCCCGACUUCUAGCGACAACAGCCUCCUGGCUCCCGAUGUCAAGGUGCACAAUUCGUGUCGCAUCGCUUCCAGAACUCCCGGCAUCCCCCACCAUGGCCACACUGCGGCCGCCGCUGUCACUUCCCCCGCCUCAACCCACACCACAACCAACGCCAGCAGCAACAACACUCACGGAGACUGCUCUUCUUUCUCUUCCCCUCCACCCCUUGGGAACCCCCACGGCGGACAGCCACAACCACAGCCGCCUCCGCCACAGCCGCAGAAUCCUUACACUAGCUUGUCGCACCACAGUCCUGCAGCAGAGCACCACACCGCAGGCGCACCACACCACAGCACCCUUCCUUCGGGUCAAAGUUCGGAAUCUUCGCUGGACGACAGUGCAGGAUUUACGGCCUGUUCCUAUGGCAACCCUCCUCAUAAAUACGAGGGAGGGGAGAGCGCAAGCGACGGGUCCCAGUCUGCCACCCCCUCACCACACCAUCCGGGGCCCCUGGGGCAGGGGGCCACCGAGGAAGGGGCUCCGUGCGACUCGGACACGGAGGGAGAAAUGGAUUGCAAGGGAGACAACAAUGAGGGAGGAUGCACCGGAGGAAACCUUUCCCAGGCCACGAUCUACCCGUGGAUGAGGAGUCAAUAUGGUCCAAACAGAAAGCGCGGUCGGCAGACGUACACGAGGUACCAGACGCUGGAGCUGGAGAAGGAGUUCCACUUCAACCGUUACCUCACGCGCAGGCGCAGAAUUGAGAUUGCGCAUGCGCUGUGUCUGACGGAGCGCCAGAUCAAGAUCUGGUUCCAGAACCGCCGCAUGAAGUGGAAGAAAGAAUGUCGGCAGUUAGAGACUUUCAACGUGGCUGCGGACCCAAGAGCUGACUCAGAGAAGGACAAAUGAGGGUCAGUUUCUCGGAGAGGAAUACACGACCUCACAUUCUCGCAGGAUACUCGUAACUUUAUGGAAGGAAAAUAAAAGGCUUUAAGAAAAAGAAGAAAGAAAAGAAAGAAAAAAGACGUGACUUUGAUGAAGAGUGAGUAACAUGAUCUCUUGAAGAAUGAUAAACAAUACAAGUCUCUCCAUAAGAAAAACGUGGCAUUACUUUCUUUGAUAUGGAUACAUGACGUCACUUCCUCCCAGAAGAAAUUAUAUGGUCACUUCUGCGGAGAAGUUUACAUGUAACUCUCUUUUUAGGACGUAAGACGAGCAGAGUUCUUCCCAAGAAAACAUGUUCCGGUCUGUAUCUUCUGUACUGUGCGAGCACGGCAAAUUCCAGUUCUGUGAAUGUUUCUCUCCCCCGAGAGGGGAAAACUGCAGAAAGGAAACUUGUCCAAAGAUGUAAACUAUGGAAGCGUUGCGGUAAUUUGAAAAAAACACAAAAAAACAUGUCCUGUACAGCCAGAAAGAUUAUGCAUCUUGAAUAAUUUUUUUAUUGUUGAUAUUUUUAUUAAUGUGACCAUUCCUCUAGGUCUGCUGAAUUUUUCGGUUUUUAUAAUUAUUUCAUUAGAAAUAUGCAGCGCACAUCCAUUAAAAAAAAGUAUUUAAAAAAUCGGAGCCGCAAAGGACCGUUUCAAGGGGACGUAACUCUCAGACGAGAGACGCCAUGUUGAGUGGCCCUGGGUUUGUGAAUGAAGUAAUGACGAGUGUGGUGUAAUGUGUGGGUGGUGUGACAUUGUUACCACAGGGGUAACUGGUCAGUAGCUUUACAUACAACGCAUAAUACAAUCUUUCGCUCCUUAGCAAGGGACUGAACUCGACAGAAACGACCCCUUGUUUAAUCACUGCCUGUUGUACUGAUUUUUGUUUCAAACUCUCACUUAUCACCAUCACCACACCAACCACCUCAAGUCCCAACCCGUGUCCACCCGUUCCUGCUACACGGUGGUUCAAGAAUAAGUUAAUGUUCGAGACCUGAGCAAGUGUCUCAGAGAUUCCAUGUCUCUUGUGACUGUCGGGUGGAUCAGCCAUUGAACAUGUGGACUCAGUAUUACAAUUUAUGUGCAAAGGAGAAGAGACUCAGAAUUUUUCUUUGAACAGAUGGUAAGCAACAAUUGUAAGUGCAACUCGCUUCAAGGUGAGAUUAAAAGUGUAACAUGUAGUUGAGAGGUUGAGUAGGUUUCAGCUGAUUCUUGAAAAAGAAAAAAAAAAAACUUCUCCUCUCAGUGCUUUCCGGGUGGGAGAUGAUUGGCAGGUAGUGCAGGGCAGAAGGCAAAGGGAAACCUUCACAAAAUUAAUUCUUUCCAACAUUCGUAACGUUUUAGAGAGAAAAUGCGAGAGUAUACGAUAGUGUUUAUAAUGCGACUGCUGAAUGGGGGAAAAAGGUCUAAUUUCAAAUAUAACACUAUCACGUGACUUUUUCCUUUUAGUUUUUGUUGUUACUGUUUUGUUUUGUUUUCUUUGUUUAGAAAAAAAACUGUCGUUAAUUCAUGUUAUUAUCUAUGUGGCGUAAAGAGUCUAUCUUCGUUUAUAUUUCAUUUAUGUUUUCCUGAGGACAAGAGUAUCUAACUGUUUAUUUAUUUGAGCAUAACGUACUUGUCAGUCGUGUUUACUUACCUGUUCUACGUGGUCAGUAGCUCGGAACUCAAUAGGACUCUUCGAGAGGAGUGGACAUAGAAUAUUAAGCUGAAGGAAAGAAGUAAUGAAGGCGAUAAUUUACAGCUGGCAGUUCCAAAGCAAAUCUUACACAUCAUCUGAUGUGCGUGCGUGCGUGCGUGCGUGCGUGCGUGUGUGUGUGUGUGUGUGUGUGCGUGCGUGCUCGCGCGAUUAAAUGAGUGAGUGCUUAGACAGUACUCAGUAACAAAUGCUGUGCUUUGAACUUUUAAUAAUUCUGUGUCAAAAGCUCUAAAUAACUGCAUAAUAAGGAUUUUUCUCCUUUGCAUGGCUUUAGAUUAUCUUUUUACUUACAUAUUUGGAUGUUCGUCUUCCCAGACUCUGUGUCUCUGUAUAAGGUAAAUAUUUCAUUACUGAAUUAUGUACUCAACGAUUGUAAUGCGAUCGUACAUCCCUACUUCUCUGCACAGUGACCAAUGGAAAAUAAAAUUCGUUUAUCAUCUAAAUUCGAUAACAGAACUUUCGACAAGUUAGUCGGAAAAACAAAAUUCGAUCUGAUUUUUGACUUGCAUGUUAAUCAUUACACCUGAAUGAUUGAUUACCAGUGGCUUUGAAGUUUGGCGGUGUAACUAAUAAUCCAAUUAUAAAUUAACUGAUUAUUAAUUUUUUUAAAAAGGAAUGUUAAUAAGUAGGCUUCGUUGACAUGUUCUUAUCGUCAUUGUUAUGGAUGAUAUGACUAAAUAAAUUUUAAAAAACCAGACGAAAAAAAGGACUAAAAACGAAAAACGAAAAAACAAACAAAGAGAGAGAAAGAAAAAAUAACUAAGGCGAAAUCUCCCACGUUUGAAAUAAAUCAGUGAAAGUCA
Pomacea canaliculata is the source of this 5739-nucleotide messenger RNA. Its product is annotated as homeotic protein antennapedia-like. The coding region runs from base 1883 to 3223 and encodes 446 amino acids. The transcript is spliced from 3 exons. Gene Ontology annotation, cellular component: nucleus. Gene Ontology annotation, biological process: regulation of transcription by RNA polymerase II; anterior/posterior pattern specification. Gene Ontology annotation, molecular function: RNA polymerase II cis-regulatory region sequence-specific DNA binding; DNA-binding transcription factor activity, RNA polymerase II-specific. Lineage: Eukaryota; Metazoa; Mollusca; Gastropoda; Architaenioglossa; Ampullariidae. The record is from RefSeq and is a predicted model, not a curated record.